This is a messenger RNA of Callorhinchus milii (elephant shark), 6676 nucleotides long. It is a transcript of the gene plekhm3, whose product is annotated as pleckstrin homology domain containing, family M, member 3. The coding region runs from base 1168 to 3399 and encodes 743 amino acids. The record is from RefSeq and is a predicted model, not a curated record. NCBI's taxonomy places the organism in Eukaryota, Metazoa, Chordata, Chondrichthyes, Chimaeriformes, Callorhinchidae. The transcript is spliced from 9 exons.
ACGGUGUGACGCUCGGCCCGUGGGGAAUGCGUCACCGUGAUUUGGGAAGUUGUUGUUGCGGAAGUGAGUGAGUGAGUGAGUGAGCGGCGCCGAUGGAGACUCGGGAGUUUCGCAUUUCAAGUUAGGAGACCUGACAGAGGUUGCAGAGUUCUGGAUGGUCUGCAGCUUGUGAAGGGAGAAGCUGGGAAGUCCGUCAAGUAGGGCAUUGGGAUAAUGAAGCCUGGAGUUUGGACAUCAUGAAGGCAUGGAUGAUUAAGGGAGUGAUUCUGCGUAUCUGCAGCUAACUCCUACGGUUCGAUGGCGGUUUGACGUUGUACAUUGAGUGAUGGACAUCUGCCGUGGAACACAGCAACCACAUAUUGUAGCCCAGAAACAUCUUCAACCCUUGCAAAGUGCACCAGCGUCUCUUUCCUGCCCUGUGACAUUCCUCACCUUGUAGAAAAUGGACGACCCGAACCAGCUGGAGCAGAGAUCCAGAUUUGCUGAGUCCAGCGACUGAUCCCUUCAUUUAGCAUUGUAGCUUGUUUACAGGCUGUAACUUGUCAUUGAUGCAAUAGAGCAGUCACGAGGAUUCUCGCAGUGCAAACACUUAAAAUUGUCAGAUUACCCUUUGACUUGUAGACUAUCAAUAGAACUCAGAAACUUCUGCAAUGCUGUCAAAGACAAGGUCAGAGUUGAAGUGAAACUUUUUAUUUUUACACUGUCGAAGCUGCUUGAUGAAUUAACGUUAGUCUUCCAGAUGUAUAUUUUUGAUUAUCUUGCUCGAAGGCCUUUGUAAUACCUGAGCCUGUUUCUGGCCAGAGUUUUGAGAAGGAAGCACCCUCUCUCCCUCUAGCGUUUCCCUCCUUGGAAGAUUAUUUUGGGCAAUGGGGCUGGACUUUCUUAUUGACAGGCACUGGUUCAUGAUAUUAGUGGAUUGUACAAUACUGGACACAAGGGCUCCCUCGGGUUUGUAGGCAGGAUGGAGGGUGAGAAUGUUUUUCGUGGACUUUGACGCUCCAGACACCAAAAUAAGGGAAACGACUGCCUGAAGCUCAACCCGUUGUUUGGGUUUUAAAAGAAUUGUUGCACAACUACACAAAAGAGUUUAAAGAACUGGUCGUCUCGAUGACUUACCAUUGACCUGUUGCCCAGGUGAGUUAGACCAGAGCUCUGAGACACCAGCCAAUGGAGGAGGCGCUGGAAGCAGAUGACAUCAGCCCUGCAUUGGAAGCUACCGAGGAGUUCUUUCUUUUCAGCGGCAUCGAUGACCGAGUGAGAAGCACGGACAUCCCGCAGCGGGAGGUAUACGGGAUCCAGGAGGUCCCUGUUGUCAUAGGCCACGAGGUCCUGAAGACGAGGGGUGAGAAGUUACAAGGUAGAGAUGGGACAUCUGCUGCCAGAGCCACGACUGAAACCAGACCUGGGGGUGGGGGUCCUGGCAGCCAGCCGGUCAGGGUGAGCGGCAGGUCGUUGUGCUGGAGCACUGGGAGUACAGACUUCGAGGACAGGAAGCUCUCUUCCAGCUGUUGUGGGGUGGCUUACGGCAAGAGAAACGCCUCGGCUAAAAGCUGGUCUGGUGACCGGCCAGAGCUCUGCAGAUCCCAGUCCGACAUCGUCCCGUCCCAAGGCCAGGCGCGUCCCGGGGCUGCUCGAGCCCACCCCCCGACUGAUAGCAGCUUAACUCUCUCCAUCCCCUCCUUUUCAACCUCUCUGAACGGAGGUGGCGAAAUUGGGACAGUUAUUCAAAGGAAAAGCUGUUCUCAAAUAGCUUGUCAAGACGUCCUGAAGAAAGGGAAUCUGGCCAGGAAGCCGGAUCACAUCAGUCUAUGGGAGGAGUGCUAUGUUGAGCUUUGCUCACGAGAACUGCGUGUGUACAGUUUGGACAAUAGGGGAAACUGGCAUUUGUGCAAAGCGUACUACUUGAGACGUUGCCAAAGUAUCACUGUGCCGGCCACUCACGAUGCCAGGGUACUGGAAGUCCUCUUCUCCAAUGGAGCAUGGCUGCAGCUACAAGCUCGCUCCCAGCAGGAGGCAGAAGACUGGAGGCAGAAUCUGCUAGAGCGGGUGAUCGCUCUGCGCCCCCUGGUGUUAAAGGACGUGGAACAUGCUACUUGCAAUACGCCACCUCUUCCUCCUAACCGGGACCCCAGGACUUUCAAAGCAGAGGCUGCACUCAGUUCCAUCUGGCUCGGACCUCUUCCCCUGCACAGUGCAUGCAGAGAAGGCGCGCUUCGGAUUGGGACACUUCGCAAGUUGACACCUCAAAACAACUGGAAGUCUUACACCUUCAUCCUUAGCAGAAGCCAGCUCAAACACUUUGGCUCUGCGGGUCGAGAGGAGGAAGCUGUAGUCCAUUACAAGUUGAGUCAAUGCCUAGAUGUUCACCUGGACGUGACGAGAGAUUCCGCCACCUGCUUUAAGGUCAUUUUUCCAGAAGAGGUUCUCUUUCUCAUGGCAGAUGCCCAGAGGGAAGCCCAAGAGUGGACGGAUGCAAUAGCGGCCGCAAUGAACGCUACGUGGGGAUGUGGCGCUGCAGACCACUCCGCCUCCAGGGUCGCCAACACAAAGGAGGUGGGCUCGCAGAGAAGCAAACGCUACUCAGUGACCAGCAGCUUCCUGAGCCUCCUGACCGUGAUUGCCGUGGAAAAGGGGCUCACGGCCCAGAGCUUCAGGUGUGCAGGUUGCCGACGGUUGGUGGGAUUGUCCUACGGCAAGGCCAAGGUGUGUGCUUAUAGUGGCUGGUACUACUGCCAGGUGUGCCAUGUGGAUGAUGUCUUUCUGAUCCCUGCUCGCCUGGUUCACAAUUGGGACAUCACCAAACACAAGGUUUCAAAGCAAGCGAAGGAGUUCCUGGAGUAUGUCUAUGAAGAGCCGCUCAUUGAUAUCCAGCACGAAAAUCCAAAUCUGUAUGAGCACGUAGAGGCACUGGCUGCUGUCCUCCGUGUGCGUCAGCAGCUGAAGUCACUGAGAGCCUAUCUGUUCAGCUGCCGAGCCUCAGUGGCAGAGGAUUUGCGCAGAAGGAUUUUUCCCAGGGAAUACAUUCUGCAGCAUGUGCACCUGUACUCCUUAGCUGACCUCCAGCAGGUCUUCGAAGGCAAGCUCACCCCAUUUCUUCUGAAGGUCAACAAAUUUGCCAGCGCUCACGUAUAUAGCUGCAGCCUGUGCAGCCAGAAAGGCUUCAUCUGUGAAAUCUGCAGCAAUGGGCAAGUCAUUUACCCCUUUGAAGGAACCGUCACCAAAAGGUGUGAGGCCUGUGGAGCUGUCUUCCAUGCUGAGUGUAAGUCUAAGGCCCUACCAUGCCCUCGGUGUGUACACAGAGAGCUACAGAAAAGACCCCGAUCUUUCUGGAGGAACCUGGACUUGGACGAGAACUUUGAGCUUUGCAACGCCUUUGAAUUGGCCUAUCCAAGCACCUGAUGUGCAAGCCGGACUUAGCUCUCAGUCGACACGGAGCCUUCAGCUAACUUUUUCCAGAUGGACAAAGAGACGGAGCUUAUUAUCGUCGCUACAAGCAAGAAUAAGAACGUUUGCAAAUUAGGAGAUUUGAGCUUGGGGCACAAAUGAAAUGAGAUUUGGCUUUGCCAUGCUACAGAAUAGUAUGGCAAUGGACUGAGCGGCUUCUUCCCUUGCAAUGAGCGAUUGUAGAUUGUGUUUGACACCUCUUUUGGGAAGUGCAGUGUUUUCGAGAUAUUUUCAAAUGCAUAGGAUAAGUGGUCUCCACUCUCCAAUAGCUUAAGAGUAUUGAGUGGCAGAAGUGCAAAUUGGUCUGACCCUGAUGCUUACAGGCUCCAGCACACUGCAAAAUUUCUCCCUAACAUGGCACCGGGCUGGUGCUACAAAAGCAACCUGACUCAGAUACGACGCAAGGUAGCUGGUGAUAAACAUUGGAAUUGUCCCAAUGGAUCAGUGCAGAAUGGUUGGGAAUUGAGGUGUAUUUUUUUGGUCCAAAGCCUAAUAAGCUUUAACUCGUGGAUCUGACCUGUAUUGUACCUGAAUUGGGAGUGCUUAAUGUGGACACCAGAGAUGCAUUAAGUGGAUUUGUGCCCCAAUCCACAACACUGACCUUGUUCACCCUCAUGAGCACAAAAUUUCUACCCCCCACCCCGCACCAAAAAAAGACCCACAGCCAUCAAUAAUAUGUGGCACACAACUCCUCACUUUCCAGUUUUUUUUCUCUUAUCCACCACAUUCAUCUGGUGAUAAGGUAUUCUGUUUAACUGUGCUCAUUUUCCCCAGUGCCUUGACUUCUAAUCUAACGGUAUUCACCUACCAAAUCCAAAUACAGUGACACAUGCACAGUCACUACACUUUACAGUAAAUUCUGUGAAGCGCUUUUUGAUGUCAUCUCGACGUGAAAGGAGCUACAUCACAUGCAAAUUUCCCUUUCCCUGUUAAAUUGAUUCAAACCUGCAAUUUUCUCCAGUUUUUCUCUCGCUGGAGUUACUCAUAUUUUCCUUCAGGGUACGGAUGGGUUCGGGGAAGUGUUUUAUUGCUCAGCCAGUAGGAAGAGCACUAACUUGUAAGCCUUUUGGUCAGGGGUGGACAUGUCUACUUUGUGUAUGUGUGCUUGCGUGUGUGCUCAUGCUCACAAUCUCUUAACGUCUUCACAGGCAUCUGCAGCUUAUUCUCCUGCCACUCCAGAAUAUCUCCAGAUUUCGGUGUGAACUCGUAUUGGUGUAUAGAUUCUCGCACUGCAGUAUUACUGUUUUCAUCUCUCUGAUCCCUGCCAGGUUCAGAGGCUUCAGUUAACGCACAAGCUUCCUUAAGUAACAGUCAGAGUAGAACGCAGUUAUUCCAGCUAAGCAGGUAAAAAUGUUUAAUGGUGAAGGUCCAGCAGGGAAGUGUUGGCGCACUGGCAGAACAUGCCAUGGAGUCCUAGGGCACAAAUUCUUCUCAAGCAUGAGAGUGGGUUCAAUUCCAGGCGUCACUGGUGCACAGAGCAACAGAAGUGAAAGCCUACAAGCAAAUUCUCACUUUCUCAGCAAUAGGAUGCCUCAUAGCACGCCUCAUAGCACUGAGGCAAUGCACAGGAGUGUGGGGAGGGAAGCACAGCUUCAUGGCAAGGGGUUUUGCAUAGAACCAUGUUGGAGGGGGGAUGAGGGUUUGCUGCAUGCAACUGCAGCUACUUAGCAAAGAGACUUUAAACUCACCGAGGAUUUCAGACAUGAGUUAAGAAUAGAGCAAUAAUGAAAUCUGUGUGUAGAUAUUUCUGCAGAACGAGCACUGAAAGCUCACUGCCCUGGAUGUAUGGCUGGACCUUUGAGCUGCACAUCGGUGAGAGUGGGAUUGUAGAAGAAGCACAAUUGUGACAGUGGGAGGAGAAGAAUAUACAGUGAUCGAAUGUAGGACACAGCCGUGUGCUGAUAGUAGGAAUUCCAGGGGAUAUUCCACGCAACAGUUGGAUUUAAAAAGGGAAUUACAGAAAGUCCAUUUACCCGCUGGAACAUUCAGAUUAAAAAGGGAGAAGGGUAAUCUAAGGAUCAGUGUUUUUCGCUUGACUAUUAAACACCCCACUUUAUGCAGCUGCAGCUUUGGUUGUUGAAAGCUGUUAAAAAUGAUCUGCAGCUAACACUACCUGACCUGCUACAGCUCUUUGCAGUCUCACUGACUUUUAAGUGCUCCCCGUUACUAAACGGUACAUGUUAUUCCCGUACAAGAGUUGCUUUUCUCAGGUUAAAGGUCAAUCGGGAAACAAAUUGGUGUUAGGAAGGUUACAUUUUAAAUGUGUUUAUUUUAUUUUAGACAAAUGUUCUUCACAACAAGAAGGAAGUAUGUUUUUAUAGAAUUUUCACAGCCCUGAGCCCGAGGUUACAGAACCAGUUAUUCUAAAACAAAUACUAUAACAAAUAGUUAUUCUAAAACAAGCCCCCCGUGCUCGUGGCUGGAAAAUUGCUGGUGCAGUCCCGGUAGCUGGUGUAUGUGGUAAUUGCAGGUGAGUUAAUCGGGCCACUUGGGUUCAUUACAAGAGCCACCCCAGUUGCUUUCCUGUACACUCCACAGCUGGCCGGACAGAGCAUCAUGAUGUCAGACAGAAAGCAUGCUGGAGCAACAUUGAGCCCAUGAUUAACCCUUUAUUAGGUUUUUCAAUGACAGGUGGCAAACCGUGAAGCCAAUGCAUCGUUUGUCUAUAUUUUUUCUGCAAAGCGAAAGUCAGGAAAGUUGGCAAGUCCCGACCAAAUCAGAUCGCAGGGAAAACAUAAGAAAUGACCUUUACGUAUGUUUACAAAAUGGUAACCUGGGUGUCUUCAGUACAUUAAGACUGUAACGCCGUGGUCUGAAAUGAGAAGGGAAGAGAUGUAACUUAUUUACAGGACCCCUGUGUGAGGCACAGCUCCCACAUUAACUAAUUGCUGCUAUGUCACUAAUACACAACUUUACCAAGCGCACAGCUUCACCCAUUACACGCAAUAGGAUUGUCUGUACACACAGAAAUAAGGGACCCUCUCUCUCCCCUACCUUGCUAUGAAGUACACAGAUCUGUGGCAGCUGCAUCAAUGCCAAACUUUGAGGAAUUGUUACCUUUCAGUUGAUCUGUAAAGCUGCCAAUUAUACCCUUUCAGCUUGAUGUUCACUGCUUUUAUUUCAGUGUGUGUGUGUAUAACUAUGAGAUAUAUAUUUGUGGGAGUAAUUUUCCUGCCUUACAUUGCUGUAUAGAGUCCUUAAAAAAAAAUAAAGAUAUUUAACUCUAUUGCAA